Messenger RNA from Humulus lupulus (European hop), 3117 nucleotides. RefSeq lists its product as uncharacterized. NCBI's taxonomy places the organism in Eukaryota, Viridiplantae, Streptophyta, Magnoliopsida, Rosales, Cannabaceae. The coding region runs from base 1 to 3117 and encodes 1038 amino acids. The transcript is spliced from 6 exons. The record is from RefSeq and is a predicted model, not a curated record.
AUGGUUAAGUCUGUUCCGGUGUGGAUUCGGUUGAAUGGUUUGGGAUUGCAAUAUUGGGGAAAAAAUAGUCUCAGUGCUCUGGUGAGUACUAUUGGCAAACCGAUAAUGGUGGACAAGGUGACUCAGAGUAGAGCGAUGGUGAUAUAUGCUCGGGUUUUGGUGGAUAUGGAGAUUUCGGAUCACCCUCCUAAAAUUAUUGCUUAUAUCAAUGAACAGGGACAGUUAGUCGAACAAAUGGUUGAGUAUGAAUGGCUCCCAUCUAAGUGUGUUGCUUGUGCUCAAUUAGGGCAUAUAGUGGCUAAUUGUAACAAGGGGAAUGAAAACAGAGUGCAUAAUGCUACAAUUACUGAUGCAGACGAUAGGGGUGAGAGAUUGUACAUGGGCUUUGAGUCAAAGGAGAGUAAACAGGGUACUCACAUCUCUACUCAGUUAGAUGGAACUGGCAGAAAUGACAGUGCUGGCAAUUGGAUUACUCCAAAAAGACGAGGGCCUAAACAGGAAGUGGCAGCUCAUCACAAGGCAGCUGUAGCUCCAAGCAAGGCUAAUUCGAGGUGGAAUGUGAGGGGUAUGAAUAAAAAAGAGAAGCAAAAAGCUAUUCUAGAUGUGUGUAAGGAGAAUAAGGAUUACUUUUCUAGUUCUAUCACUUCUGGUAGGAUUUUGGUUAUUUGGCAAGCUAAGUUUGUGAAGGUUGACAUAUUGCUCGAGGAUCCUCAACUUGUUCAUUGCAAAAUAAAAGUUUGUGGCCAGCAGGAGGUUUUCUUUGCUACGGUAGUUUACGGUAGUAACUCUAUGGAGGAGAGGAAAAUUUUAUGGGACAAGUUAGCUAACAUUAGUCAUCUGAAUAAUCCUUGGAUUAUAUUCGGGGAUUUUAAUGCUAUGUUUAGCUUCCAGGACAGGAAUGGUGGGAGACAAAUUUUAGCUAAAGAUAUUGUUGAUGCUCAAGACUGGCUGGCUUUAGGCCAAGUGGAAGAAUUUAAAUGUUCUGGUGCGCACUUUACUUGGUCCAAUAAACAUGAUAUAGGUGACCAGAUUUUUUCCAAGCUUGAUCGAGUGUUUACUAAUGUUUCGUGGCUGGACUUGUUCCCUAAAACUGAAGCUUGCUUUAAAUGUGACUGUGUUUCUGACCAUAGCUGCUGUAUUAUUGAAAGUCAGGAGUUGAACAAGGUGGGGAUCAAACCUUUUAGAUUUUGUAAUCACUGGUUGCAUUACAGAAGGUUCAAAGAGACUGUUUUGGAAAGCUGGAAUUCUACUUCAGGUUCGGGAAGGGGUCUUAAUCAGAUCGUUCAGAAGCUUUUUAGAGUUAAACAUGUGUUGAAACGUUUUAAAAGGGAAGAGGUUGGUGAUGUUGUUUUGGAUUACAAGCUGGCUAAGGAGGAGCUUAGUAAUGCUCAGGAGGCCUUGGCUACUAAUCCUUCUGACCAUACUAUGCAUCAAGCUGUUAUUCAAGUUCAGCAGAAGUUUACAGUUAUGCAGAAUCGUUACUCUAGCUUUCUCAAGCAGCAGAGUAAAGUUAACUGGGUAGUUUUCAGUGAUGAUAACUCGAAAUACUUCCAUGCGGUUAUGCGGAAAAGAAGAAUAGAAAACAGAAUCACUUCUUUUACUACUGGUGAUAAAAUUGAAGAUGAUUAUGAGAAAGUUGUAAAGCAUUUUCUCUCCCAUUUUGAGAACUUUAUGGGGAGGAGUAGUUCGGCUACCAAGGAGAUGGAUUUAGAAUGUUUGAACCAGGGAAAUAGACUGACUAUGGAGCAGCAAGUCCGUUUAUUAAGGCCGUUUAGUAAGAAUGAUGUGAAGAAGGCACUUUUCAGCAUUCAUUCUUCUAAAAGUCCUGGGUUGGAUGGUUUUGGAUCAAGCUUUUUCAAGGGGUUAUGGGGGAACAUUGGAGCUAAAAUAUCUCAAGCUGUGUUAGAUUUUUUCCAGGAUGGUUUUUUGCCGAAAACAAUGAAUGAAACGGUGAUUUCCCUCAUUCCUAAGGUAGCAGACCCGAAAUCAGCUAGUGAUUACAGGCCUAUUGCUUGUUUCAAUACACUUUAUAAGUGUAUAUCGAAGUUGCUUUGUACUAGGCUUUCGGAAGUGCUUCCUUUCCUUGUUCAUAGCAACCAAGGGGCCUUCAUUAAGAAUAGAAGUCUUGCUCAUAAUAUUAUGAUCUUCCAGGAUCUCCUAAAAGGGUACACUAGGAAGAAUAUUUCAGCAAGAUGUAUAAUGAAGAUCGAUCUUAGCAAAGCCUACGAUACAGUCGAUUGGCACUUUGUGGAGGAGCUGCUUAAGAAUCUUUAUGACUUGAUUAUUUUUUGUAAAGGCAAUAUCAAUUCGGUGAGAGGCAUUCAAGAAGCUUUCAAGAAGUUAUGUGAUUCUGCAGGUCUUUCUGCGAAUAAAGCGAAAUCUCAUAUCUUUUUUGGAGGAGUUAAAGAAGAAAUUAAAAUCAAGAUUCUUGGCCUGAUGCAAAUGGAAGAAGGUUCAUUUCCUUUGAAGUAUUUAGGGGUUCAUCUUCAGCCUACUAAAUGGAAGGCUUCAGACUAUGGGGUGAUUUUGGAUAAACUGAACAAGAAUCUCAACUAUUGGGCGAGUAGGAAUUUAUCGUUUGCUAGUCGUGCUCAACUUAUUCACUCGGUUAUGCUUGGUAUUAGGAACUUUUGGAUGAGUAUUUUCAUUCUGCCUUAUAAAGUUACAGCUGCCUUAGAUAAAUGCUGUCGAGACUUCCUCUGGGGUUCAAAAGGGAGUAGGAGUAAGCUUCAUCUCCCUUCUUGGGAGAAGGUUUUUCUCCCGAAAAAGUUGGGUGGUAUUGGUUUUCGUGAAGGCAAGAAAUGGAACAUGGCUUUGAUGGCCAAGUUCAUAUGGGCUUCCUCUAGAAAGCAAGACUGCCUUUGGGUUAGAUGGAUCAACUCCAUUUACCUUAAGGAUCAUAACAUUUGGAGUAUUCCUAUUAAGCAAGAUAUGAGUUGGUAUUUUAAGAAGCUGCUAAGGCUUAGGAACAAGUGUAUCUUUGAUUCUGUGUGUAACUCGGCUAGAAGUGUUAGCUUUGAAAUUAGGAAAGUUGUUAAAUGUAGAAUCUUGGGUAUGGGUCUACAUAUCUUUAGCAAAAAAGACAGAUAUUUGCUCAAUGUUGUAAAGGGUUGGUAA